Molecule: messenger RNA, 1819 nt
Organism: Xenopus tropicalis (tropical clawed frog)
Lineage: Eukaryota; Metazoa; Chordata; Amphibia; Anura; Pipidae
Gene: ttc5
Product: tetratricopeptide repeat domain 5
Source: RefSeq, marked provisional
AUCACAACUUCCUGAAAGCCACUGCGUUCUAGCAACUAGCCACCAACUAUGGCAGAGGGGAGUGCGGACACAGAAGCAGAAAUCCAGAAGAGGUUGCAGGAACUUGUUGACCGUCUGUAUACAUUCCGGGACCACUAUUUUGAGACACACAGUGUGGAAGAUGCUGCUAGGAAACAAUAUGAUGUUGAAAAGGAAAUGGAGAAAACCAUUUCUCAGAUGGACGAAAUUGAUGAUACCUGGAAGAGCAAAGCUUUCUUUUUAAUGCUACGGGGAAAGGCCUUAAAUGUCACACCGAAUUAUAGCCAAGAGGCAGAGGAUGCCCUUUCUAAGGCAGUAAAAUUGGACCCAGGACUUGUAGAAGGUUGGAAUCAGUUGGGAGAAGUAUAUUGGAAGAAAAUGGAUGUGGCGGCUGCUAAAACAUGUUUCCUGGGAGCACUGAAUCAUUGCAAAAAUAAGGUCUCUUUGCGUAACUUGUCCAUGGUGAUGCGACAGCAGCGAUCACAGGAUGCGGAGGAGAAUAGUAAAAACAUAAUGGACAGUGUGAAGGAAGCCAAGCAGGCUGUGCAGAUGGACCCAGGAGAUGGGACUUCCUGGUACAUCCUUGGCAAUGCUUAUCUCUCGCUGUUCUUCUGCACUGGACAGAAUCCUAAAAUAUCUCAGCAGGCUUUAAAUGCAUAUGUGCAGGCGGAGAGAGUUGACAAGGCUGCAUCCAGCAAUCCAGAUCUGCAUCUCAACCGAGCAACACUGUGUAAGUAUGAGGAGAGAUAUGAAGGUGCACUGGAAGGCUUUUCACAAGCUGCCUCUCUAGAACCAUCAUGGACUGAACCAGUCAUGAGAGAACAGCAACUGCUUGAUUACCUGGGCAAACUGUGUGGCCUUCUAGCCAACAAGGGCAAGAUACGAGGGAAAAGGCUGCAGAAUAUGUUAAGUAGCCUAAGUCCUUCUCUUCUUAGUCAUUUUGGUGGCUCUGGAGGAUUAGAGUUUAAACCACUGAGUUCUAUGCAGCCAGGCAGGAACCCUGGCUGUGUAGUGUUGGGAAGAGUUGUAUUCAGCCUAAUGCCAGAGGAACGAGUGCCAUUCACUUUCGGUCUGGUAGAUGCAGAGGGCUCCUGUUAUGCAGUAAUGGUUUAUAACAUGGUAGAGAGUUGGGGUGUCCUCAUUGCAGAUUCUGUGACCAUUCCUGAACCUCACUUGAAGCAACAUAAUAUAAAGCAUAAAGGCCAGAUGUUUACAUUUCAAAGUAUACGUGUUGACUCCCCUGUCCAGUUACUAGUCAAUGGCAAGCCACAGGGACCUAGCACACAGGCCAGUGCAAUAGUGGCUUACAGGCCUCAGAGUGAGUGAUGAAAGAACAUCAGGAUCUUCUCGCAAUGCUGUGAAGAGCAGGGACAUGAAGGAUAUAUGCCAUUUGUGUUGCAUUUUAUAGCCAGAAUGAAAAGCUGCAUGAGAACUAAGCAUUUUUGGUCACAUCACACUCAUAAGAACUGAUCUGCCCACUUAUUAUCUAAUUGGUGCUACAGAUUGCUUUGGCAGUAAAUUACGCCCAUCGUCAAAAUGGCUGAAUUAAUCUUCUGAUCCAGCAGUGCCCUUAUCACACACACACACACACACCCCUAGAAUAUUUGCUGCUUUGUGUCUUAAUGACUUUUUUCCAGUCUUAUCCCUUUUUUUUAAUAUUUGUUGCCCCCACCUUUCCAUUGAGUGCUUGUAUUUAUAAAUUUGAUAUAAUAUUAUGAUUAUUUAUUUUUACCAAUAUUUGUUAUCUCCCUCAUGUUUAGAGGGAUUUUUUGUGUAAAGAAUUAAAAAAAAUAAUAACUUG